Cooperia oncophora is the source of this 201-nucleotide messenger RNA. NCBI's taxonomy places the organism in Eukaryota, Metazoa, Nematoda, Chromadorea, Rhabditida, Trichostrongylidae. The record is from the annotation of a GenBank genome assembly.
UUGUCGGGCGAUUGGACUCAGGUUGAAGUGAUUCGGCUCUCCACCGAAGGCGGAGGCCUCGGCUUCGGCAUCGUCGGUGGUGCAAGUACCGGUGUCGUUGUGAAGACCAUUUUACCGGGAAGCCCGGCAGAUAAGCGUACUGUAAUCAAAAUGGCCACGAACAAGAGGUGCCAGACAGGACAGACAGAUUUUAAAGAGUAG